AUGGACUUCCCGAACCCCACUUCAAAACCACCCACUCAAACCAUCAUUGAUCAGCAAGAACAAGUCCGUCAGUCUUUGCCUUUUGGUGACAAGACGGACUUCGUGAAUGCUGAGAGAGGUCUUGAGGGCCGCAUGAACCCCAACAUUGUGAAAAAUGCCGACGGCGAGGUAAUUUGGAAUAAUGACGUGUACGAGUUCCUUCAACACGACUCGCCCGACUCUGCCAACCCAAGCCUCUGGCGCCAAUCCAAAUUGGCCCACAUUGAUGGUUUGUUCAAGGUAACAGACCGCAUAUAUCAAGUCCGUGGCUUGGACCUGUCCAAUGUUACAGUGAUUGAGGGCGAUAUUGGUCUCAUAAUCAUAGACCCGCUGACUUCCAAAGAGACUGGAGCAGCUGCAUUAGCUCUUUAUCAGGAACAUCUCGAUCCCAAGAAGGAGAGGCCUAUCAAAGCUAUCAUCUACACGCACUCUCAUGUGGACCAUUUUGGCGGUGUCAAAGGCUUUGUGAGCGAGGAAGAGGUGGAGAAGAAUGGUGUCAAAAUCAUAGCACCGGAAGGGUUUCUGGAGCACGCCGUAUCCGAGAAUGUCUAUACAGGUACUGCUAUGGCCCGUCGGGCUGCAUACAUGUAUGGUGCCGCUCUUCAUGUGGGUAGGCGAGGCCAGAUCGGAGCUGGAUUGGGUCAAACAGUUUCCACCGGAGAAGUUACGUUGAUUGCCCCCAACGACAUGAUCAAAACCACCAAUGAGCAGAGGACCAUAGAUGGAGUAGAGAUUGUCUUCCAGAUGGCUCCAGAUACUGAAGCUCCAUCUGAGAUGCUCUUCUAUUUCCCGCAGUUUAAGGCACUUUGCGCAGCGGAGGAUGCGACUCACACCUUUCAUAACUUAUUGACUUUGAGAGGUGCUGUGGUUCGGGAUCCCCAUGGAUGGUCGAAGUACUUAACUGAAACCAUCGAUUUAUUCGGAGGCAAGGCCGAGGUUGUAUUUGCCUCCCACCACUGGCCUACUUGGGGAGUCGAGCAAGUCACUGACUUUUUGACAUCCCAACGGGACCUCUACGCAUAUGUGCAUGAUCAAACCCUGCGCCUCCUGAAUAAAGGUUAUAACGGCCCGGAAAUUGCCGAGAUGAUGACACUGCCGCCGGCUCUUGAUAAAGCUUGGGGUGCGAGAGGAUACUAUGGCUCGGUGAACCACAAUGUCAAGGCUGUCUACCAGCGAUACGUGGGCUGGUUUGAUGGUAAUCCAUCCCACUUAUGGGAGCACGUUCCUACCGAGAGGGCUCGACGAUACGUCCAGCUUGCUGGAGGUAUGAAGCUGAUACUAGCUAAGGGAAGCGAAGCUUUCGACACUGGCGAUUUCCGCUGGGCCGCAGAACUGGUCAAUCAUGCCGUUUUUGCCGAGCCAGACAAUACUGAAGCAAGGGAACUCCUCGCCGACAUAUAUGAGCAGUUGGGGUACGGCUCGGAAAAUGGAACCUGGAGGAACUUCUUCAUAUCUGGAACCACAGAGCUUCGCGCGGGUAAUUUAGGAACGCCUACGCAGACUGCGUCGCCUGACGUCGUUUGGCAACUCACCCCAGAAAUGCUCUUUGAUUCCCUCGCCAUCCAGAUCAACGGCCCAGAAGCGUGGGAUAAGACGCUUGCUGUGGAUAUCGUUCUUACCGACACAAAUGUGACUUACCGUCUCUGGCUCUCUAAUGCAGCGCUCGUCUACUCCAUGGCUGCGCAGUCAUCCGGCCCCCAGGUGACACUAACUUCCACCACAAAGCAGUUGCCCGCGCUCGCAGUGUAUGGCCUUGAACCUGAUGCGUUGAGGGAGGCAGGGAUCACGAUUGAGGGAGAUCAGAAUGCUUUGAGCGUAUUGAAUGAUCUACUUGAUCCAGGUGAUCCUAGCUUGAAUAUUGUCACUCCUUGA
Molecule: messenger RNA, 1911 nt
Organism: Fusarium oxysporum Fo47
Lineage: Eukaryota; Fungi; Ascomycota; Sordariomycetes; Hypocreales; Nectriaceae
Product: sulfuric ester hydrolase
Exons: 1
Coding region: 1-1911 (636 amino acids)
Biological process (GO): dodecyl sulfate metabolic process
Molecular function (GO): protein dimerization activity; linear primary-alkylsulfatase activity
Source: RefSeq, a predicted model, not a curated record